AGAAAGACGGGGAUCUGCUUCCAUCGAAGCAGGAAAAUUACGUGGGAAGCCACCCAGGAUGAGGGUCGCGCAGGUGGCUCGCGCCGCCGGUUUGAACCGGCUUCGCCUCGCCCAUGCGGGGUUCGCGUGGCCGCGGCGCCUAGCGACCUAGACAGCGGCCAAUGGAGCGGCAGUUCCUGUGCCAUCAGGCCAAUCAGUGAGCCCUAGGCGGACCGAACGGAGCUCGGUGCGCUGAUCUUCUGGUUGAAGAAACCAGCUCUGGGGAAGGGUCUCCGGAGCGGGCGGGAGGGCGCCUAUCAGGUUCCGAGCCAGUAGUCGCUCUCAGGUGGCUGCAGAGCCGGAGCCGAGCCACCUAGCCGCGUCAUGGCGCCCACCCUCGCCACUGCCCAUCGGCGCCGCUGGUGGAUGGCCUGCACAGCCGUGUUGGAAAACCUCCUCUUCUCGGCAGUCCUCCUGGGCUGGGGCUCGCUGCUCAUCAUGCUCAAGUCGGAAGGCUUUUACUCCUACCUGUGUACUGAUCCAGGGAAUGUCACCAAUGGCACAGUGUGGGGCACAGCAAAACCAGGACAGGAGGAGGAGGUGACCUUGGUGAAUGGCUGGCUCAGCUGCAAGGCCCAGGAUGAGAUGCUAAACUUGGCCUUCACCGUGGGCUCCUUCCUGCUCAGUGCCAUCACCCUGCCCCUGGGCAUCGUCAUGGACAAGUACGGCCCAAGGAAGCUCAGGUUGCUGGGCAGUGCCUGCUUUGCUGUCUCCUGCUUGCUGAUUGCAUAUGGAGCCAGUCGCCCAGACUCUCUCUCUGUGCUCAUCUUCAUCUCCCUGUCUCUGAACGGCUUUGGUGGGAUGUGCAUGACUUUCACCUCAUUAACCCUGCCCAACAUGUUUGGUGACCUUCGGUCCACGUUUAUUGCCUUGAUGAUUGGGUCCUAUGCCUCCUCAGCAGUCACCUUCCCAGGAAUCAAGGUCAUCUACGACUUUGGUGUCACCUUCAUCACCAUCCUCGUGGUCUGGGCUGGCUGCUCUGGGCUAGUUUUCCUCAACUGCUUCUUCAACUGGCCUCUGGAGCCUUUCCCAGGUCCAGAGGACAUGGACUACUCGGUGAAGAUCAAGUUCAGUUGGCUGGGCUUUGACCACAAGAUCACAGGGAAGCAGUUCUACAAGCAGGUGACUACGGUGGGGCGCCGCCUCAGUGUGGGUAGCUCCAUGAGGAGUGCCAAGGAGCAGGCGGCCCUGCAGGAGGGCCACAAGCUGUGUCUGUCCACCGUCGACCUGGAGGUGAAGUGCCAGCCAGACGCUGCAGCAGCCCCGUCCUUCAUGCAGAGCAUAUUCAGCCCCAUCCUGCUGCUCAGCCUCGUCACCAUGUGCAUCACGCAGCUGCGGCUCAUUUUCUACAUGGGCGCCAUGAACAACAUCCUCAAGUUCCUGGUCAGUGGCGACCAGGGCAAAGUCAUGGCCACUGUUAGCCUCUACACCUCCAUCUUUGGUGUGCUCCAGCUGCUCUGCCUGCUGACGGCCCCCAUCAUCGGCUGCAUCAUGGACUGGAGGCUGAAGGAAUGCGAAGAUGCCUCUGAGGAGCCCGAAGAGAAAGACACCAACCAGGGUGAGAAGAAGAAGCGGGACCGGCAGAUCCAGAAGAUCACCAACGCCAUGCGGGCUUUUGCCUUCACAAACGUGCUGCUCGUGGGCUUUGGGGUGACUUGCCUCAUUCCCAACCUGCCCCUCCAGAUCCUCUCCUUCAUCCUGCACACAGUUGUGCGGGGAUUCAUCCACUCUGCCAUUGGGGGCCUGUACGCCGCAGUGUAUCCCUCCACCCAGUUUGGCAGCCUCACAGGACUACAGUCUUUGGUCAGUGCCCUCUUCGCUCUCCUGCAGCAGCCCCUGUUUCUGGCCAUGAUGGGUCCCCUCCAAGGAGAUCCUCUGUGGGUGAAUGUGGGGCUGCUUGUCCUGAGCAUGCUGGGGUUCUGCCUUCCCCUCUACCUCAUCUGGUACCGGCGCCAACUGGAGAGGCAGCUGCAGCAGAAGAGGGAAAACGACAAGCUUUUCCUCAAGCUCAACGGCUCAUCCAACCAGGAGGCUUUCGUGUAGUGCCCACCACCUCAGAACUGUGGCGUCCUGCCCCUGCUUCAGUGACUCACCAGUGUCCUUCCCACCCCAGAGGACCUCCACACACCCCCAGGAACCCCUUCUUCACUGUGUUGGAGUCCAUGCCCCCUCCCAGGGCCUUGGUCCUGCCUUGGAGCUCUGCUGUGGAAGGACAGGAGAGGGCCUGGAUGUGAUUUUUCCUACUGCUGGAAGCAGGGGCCGCCCUGGGCUUUGUCCAGCUGCCUUUGAGGGGCUCUGGAGCCUUGAGGCUCCAUGGUGCCUGCAAGAGGAGCCAGGAGGAUCCCCGGCAGGCAGGCUCUGUCCCUCAAGCAUCUGGAUUCUGCCUCUUGCCAAAGCAGAGGGGUCUGCCAUUCACUGUCUACCACCUACCCCUCAGCUGCAUGCCCACCAACCACACCUGCCUGAGGACAAAGGCUUGCACUGUCAGCACCCACUCGCCUGGCCCCUCAUCUCCCCUGGUCAGUCUGAGGCUGCCUGAGGAAGGAAGGACCCACUUCUUGUUGAUGGUGCUAACUCCUUUGUAAUUCCAGCCCCAAAUGGCCUGUUCCUAGCCUGUCCUCUCAUUUAGAGGCCUGUGGGGAAGGACCCUGGCUUACAGCCUGGGGAGGGGAUGGGGGGCUGGAUGGUCAUACUAGGUUCAGGAGCUGGGGACAAAGGUGAUCAGCAGUCCCUAACCUCCUCCUUUAGGACCUAAGUGGAGAGCAGACAUCCACUGCCACCCUUCAUCCAGUCUGUGACCUGAAGGAAACAAAAGGGACACCAGUAGGGCACCCCCCCCCAUACACACACGUGCAUGCGCGCGCGCACGCACGCACACACACACACACACACACACACACACACACACACACACACACACACAGCUAUUUUCGUGGGGGUGGAAGUGAGACUGGCUGAUAGACAUGGAAGUCUAGGCCGGAUGGGGAGGUAGGUAUGCGAAGGACCUAGGGCUGUGUGCAUGUGUGGGUGUGUACGUGUGAGAGAGGUGUGUGGGAAGGUGGUAGGGUGUGGGCCCUGGGUAUCUGCACUCAUUCUCCCAGAGCUGCUCAGAGGACUGCCUGGCCUGCAGUAGGGGGAGUGCCCUGGGGCCAGCUUGGCUGGUCCCAAAGCUUGUUGGAGGCUGUGGAGUCACAGCGCCCCCUGCUGGCAGACUCCCCGAGGGCCCUGGCACUGUUUACAUGGGAGCAGAUCCUUUUCUGCCAGACGGGCCUGAUUUACCAAUCCACCCACCAGGACUUACCCAGAAAUGGGUCUUGGACUUCCUGGGAGUGUGGAGAGGGCUGGGUGGAUUUUUAGGUUUAUGGUUUUGUGUGUGUGGGGGGGUGUUUUAAAUUUUAUCAGACUCCUUUUUAUAAAGCAAUAAGUCCAUUUCCCUCCUGUUAAGAGUUGCCCCUGCUAGCCUAUCAGUUACAGUCUACAUGUGCCUGUUUUGUGCUUGAGGAGAAAAGGCAAGACAAUUAUACAACUAUAUACCUGAAACCCAUAUAAUUUUAUUAACCAAUGGCACCCCAAUAAAUUCAAUUAAAAAUAAACAAGAAAAGACAAGAUUUUCUGACCCCAGUCCCUGUCAUACCCAGCUGCUGACAGUCUCUCUGGAUGAUUGCCAGCUUGGGAGGGGAAGGGCCAGGAAAAGAGCCCCCAAACAAAUUGGGUUUGUGCUAGCACCUUCCAAGUGUGGGCCACCCCCUCUGCUGCUCCUCCCAGCCAAACAGGCUGAUCCUGACCCCCUUUUACCCCUGGUCAGAUUUCCUGAAGGUCCCUCCUGAGUUCAAGACCCCAGGGCGGUUCCAGAAGAGCCUCCUGCUCAAAGAGGCAGCAGCAGAGUGUGGUGGGGGCAGUAGACAGAGCAGGAAGGGGCAGGUCCGGGCCCAGAUACCAGCUGUGUGUCAACAGCUGGGCACCUUGAACAUGUUGAAUCUCCCUAGACUUCAGUCCACUCAAACAUUAAAAAACAAGAUUUUGUUUAAAACAUAUUUUGGAAAUUUCUCUAAGAUUUUAUUUGAGCCAAACUGCCAAUAAUUACCAGGAAGCAACAUCUCAAAUACUUCUACAACAUUUUUAAGAAAGAAAACAAGAUAAAAAUUUCCCAGAUCCUUCCUCCGAACACUAGUUAUGUGAGGUUUAAUGGUUAUUCUAAUUUUUAAAAAGAGUAUUGUUAAAUUUGAGAAAUGCUGAGUUAAUGUCAAGCAUUUUUUUUUCAUCACCCGAGGACAGUUUUUAUCACUUUUAGAGAGAGAGAAACAUCAAUGUGAGAGAAAAGCAUCAGUUGGCUGCUUCCCGUAUGCACCCGGGCCAGAGGUUGCAUGCUCCUGGACCAGGGGUUAAACCCUCAAUCCUUUGGUUACAGGACGAUGCACCAGCCAACUGAGCCAAGUUGGCCAGGGCCGAGCGUGUUUCUUUGCAGCACUUCUUGGCAUGCUGGUGGUUUUUGUGGCCAUCCAAGAGAGAGUGAGAUACACCGUGGAGGAGUGGCUUUAACAGAGAGCUGUCCUCUGUGUGUGGCCCGAUGGAGUUGCUUGGUGUGUGUUGAACAUGUGAAUCCAGGUCUUGCCUCUGACCUAAAGGGAAUCUGGAACCUGUAUUUCUCUUAGCCCUCCUUCCCCCAAAGUUUGAGACCACUGACAGAGAAGUAUAAUUUGGGGAAAUGUGGGCUAGCAGGGGCCCUUCCAGCCAGGAAAACAUCAAGGUUGCAGACAAGGCUUGUGCCGUCCCCAGCAGCACCUGAAGCAGGAGCUGCUGCCUCUCUCCCACCCACCUGCAGGUGUGGGCACUUUGUGGAAGGAAGCAGGCAUUGACAAGUUCGGGGUGGAAAUCAGUCUAGGGCCUACAGUGCAUGGGAAUUCGAGGUGUGAGAGUGGGACAGAUGGGCCGGCUGCCACCUGCACCCCUUUCUGGGGCCAGUCAUUCUGCCCUGAUUAUGCAGAGUUGAUGGGUUACAUAUUUUCCUAUUACUAUCAUUGAAUCAUGAUAACAAGUCCAAGAAUUGAAAAGAUACCAUCAUUUCUGGUCUACAGUUAGAAGAACUGAGGGCCCCAGGAGGUGGAGUAAUCACUCAAGAUUGGAGCCAGGACUUGAUUAUGGGUCUUAACAUCAUUGGAGCCACCAAAGAAAGCCUGGGACCAAGACAUUCCUUUUGGAGCCAUAGCCCCAGGGGCCUCCAGGCUUCGGGAGCGAGGAGGCGACAGCUUGAGGAAGGGAAGCAAACCCAGGCACCACUUUCUUGGAGCCAAGAGAUUCCUCUGAAAAUGGUUUGAUCUCUCCUCAGUAGUCAUCUUGGCCUGUAGGCAGAUGAAUUCUUGAGGAAGCAAUUCUCUGGUCAGCCCAACCCUUGAGAAGAAUGCCCUUCCAUGAGAAAGGGCCUGUGAGCUGGUCGAAGGCAGCGGCACCCAGCAGCCACAGCCCUCCUUCCCUUGUCCUCAGGCUGCUGGUGGGAAGGGGCAGGAAGUGACGCCUGGCCAGUGGUUCCAGUCAGAGUGAGGAAGGGGCCCAUCUCAGAAGCACUGAAGGUCCCUUCUCCUCUCUAGUCCCCCUAGACUCAGGUCUACAAGUUCCUCUGUUGGCUUCCUCCAGACCCUCCAGACCCUCCCAGCCUCUGCCUGCAGCUCCUGCUGCCUGGACCUGUACUAGGGAAGGUUCCAAGCCUCCUAGAGGCCACAGACAGGGUUGCAGGUGCCUUUCUGUUUUGCUCCAGCUCCAUUCCCCUCUUGGACGCAGUGUCAGCCUGGUCCAAACAACCUCUGCUAAGCCCUCCCUGUCCUGGUCCGGGGUUGUGCAGUCUGUGGAGGGCCUCCCACUGCCCUGGGUCCCAAGGACACUGAAAACGGAGGGAUAUCCAAGUAUUCAUGGUCAAUGUGCAGGCCUGUCUCAGCAGCAGAAACACACUCAGCGAAGUUUUCGAUGCACUUAUGUAUCAGCCUGAGAGCAGAAUUUGAGCAGAGAAGCACCUGGGGUGGGUGAUGGGUGGCGGGGUCAGGCUGCGGGCAUCCUGUGGUGAGGGGCUUCGGUCAGAGUUCUGAGAAGGCUCAGCAGGAUUUUCAGGGGCUGGUUUGGCAACAGCGCCCUCUGGAGGAUAAUAUGAUGGGUUCUCAAGGGUGCUUGGGGCAGUGAGGCUCCUUAUCUGUUCCAAUCACCAGGGCCUCGACUCAAGGGUAGUAGCCCAUUUUCCCCAAUACAGAUUGUGGGAUCAUGAGGAUAAAGAGCCCGGUACCCCAAAGUGAGGACCUGGUUUUUCACAGGCUGCAGCCCCCCCACCCGAGCUGGGGGUCAGGGGGGGCUCUGUGAGCCCACUUGCUCCCAUGUCCUAACUCACCCCAGUCCCUGGAGUGAGGAUGGAGCAUCCCGAGUCUCAUGAAGGAGAAACAACAUUUCCCAGGGGGUGGCCUGCCAGAUGGGGCUACCACCUGUGUACCUUCAUCUCUGUGGGCAGCGUGUCCACAGGUCUGAAGUGACUCACUUUCAGCCUCCUGGGUGGAUCCAAGACUGCACCGAGGCCCCUGGCAGCUCCCAGCCCUGCCACACAUACGAUACCAGUGACCUUAGACAAGUCUUGCACCUCAGUUUCCUUAUCCGUAAAGUGGAGAUAAUACCCUCACUGUGAGGAUGGGUGGACACAGAAGUAAACCAUUUGCACAGUGGUAUUCUUGGCACUUCAGAGGCGGUUAACAAGUGACAGCAUUAUUUGUGUGACUCUGGAAGAGUACAGGUAGCACAGGAAGUGAGGGCCACCCUCGCCUCCACUCCCUUCCCGCCCCGGUAUAAUAGGGCCCCUAGUUUAGGCAGCUCUGACCAGAACAGACUUGUAGCCAAGUAAAGGAAGUGGGGUCUGUUUCUGCCGACCCUCUCAGAACCUCUCUAAGCAAACAGCCUUAAGAAGUAGCCCUUUGUUCACUUUUAUGUCUUUCACAUUUUGGUAAGAGACUUCGCCAAAAAGCUUCUCCAGGAAAUGUCUAAGUGGUAAAGACCCAGACAUCGGACAGGUUUGCAUUGGGGUGGGGGUGACGCAGGUCUCAGCAUGUAGGCAGCACCUCCAGACCACCUACCUGUAAAAUGGCUUGGCUGUGCCCAUGUGCGCAUGCGUGUGUGUGCAUGUGUGUGCAUGCGUGAGUGCUUGUGUUGAAGUAUGUUGUAUUCCAAGCAUGUUUGGUAUGAGCGUGUUUAGAGCAGUCUGUGUGCCUCUCUACCCAGGUAGAGAAGAGGGAGAGGGUCUUGCCUCGCUCAAUCCCUUCCUAUUUCUGGAAAGACUGAGAUAGGCCCCCUCCAAGGACCCAGAGCAGGCUGUCGGAGUUGUGCCGGAAGGGUUCACCUGUUCUCUGUGUUAACCAGGGUCGGUACAGUGUCGCUGACAACCUGGUCGCUGACCCUGACUCUUCCUGCCCCUUUGCUUUUUCUAGCACCUGCUUACUUCCUGGCACACGUAAGCACUCAAUAAAUGUAUGCUGAGAAUGACAAGAA
Phyllostomus discolor (pale spear-nosed bat) is the source of this 7551-nucleotide messenger RNA. It is a transcript of the gene SLC43A2, whose product is annotated as solute carrier family 43 member 2. Lineage: Eukaryota; Metazoa; Chordata; Mammalia; Chiroptera; Phyllostomidae. The coding region runs from base 364 to 2082 and encodes 572 amino acids. Gene Ontology annotation, biological process: transmembrane transport; neutral amino acid transport. The record is from RefSeq and is a predicted model, not a curated record. The transcript is spliced from 15 exons. Gene Ontology annotation, molecular function: L-amino acid transmembrane transporter activity; neutral L-amino acid transmembrane transporter activity.